Limulus polyphemus (Atlantic horseshoe crab) is the source of this 958-nucleotide messenger RNA. RefSeq lists its product as uncharacterized. NCBI's taxonomy places the organism in Eukaryota, Metazoa, Arthropoda, Merostomata, Xiphosura, Limulidae. The annotation marks the transcript as partial. The record is from RefSeq and is a predicted model, not a curated record. The transcript is spliced from 4 exons.
CCGGUUAAGAGAGACUUUGGGGUUUCCAUGCCCCAGAAAAACGUCCCUAGUUCAGUUGAGAGUGACGAUAUCCAAUACAGUAAUUUACCUCCACAACUUUAUGGGACGCUGAAGAAAGAUAAAAAACCCUUCACGUACACUCCCGGAGGGAUCGAUUUGUCAGAGAUUAAGUCGACUCGAAUGGCCAAGAGGAUUAUGGCCAAUCAGAAAAAUCCUGGCGUUCCUCCUAGGCCUAAGGUUAUGGGAGGACCUUCUAGCCCAUCGAUUCAAAGUGAGAAACGAGGAGCUAUAAGACAGCCUGUAUUACCAGUAAUAGUAAACCAACAACCGGUAUUAACACCACUGUCAAACCUAUCAUACCCUGCAAACCUCCGAUUUAACCCACAGUCACAGGAGCUUCCGAAACCAUUCUACAAUGCGCCGAAUCUGGGCUCUACACCAUUCAUCGCUUUGGAUGCUAAUACAUCACAAACAGGAGACUCUAUCCGCCAAUUAGAAGGACUAAACUUGGCCAAUAACGAACAAGAUCCGCGCCACUAUAAUCCCCCGGAACAGUAUCCCAGAUCUUUACCCCGUAAUCAUGGUGUUCGUUACGACUCAGAUUCCCAGAAUCCCGGGAACUUCAGACAAUCCCGUUCCUUCUGGGUUCUGCAGAAACUCACAAGUACUGUUGACAGUGAUGCCCAGGAAGAAGAACCCCCUCCGAAGAAACACGAGGAAGACGAGAUGACAUUCAGUGGAUUGAAGAGAAGUAAAAUACCAUCUCGAAUGUUCCAGAACCUUCAGCGGAUGACCGACACUGCCGACGAACGUGCAACAGCGACCGCUAAUGUAUACCACGACAAUCCCGAACACUUCGAAAAAACAGCUAUCGAACCUCGAUACAAGGGAGGAAACGUAUCACAGCACUCCCUUAAAGUGUUACAAGAGAUAACAGGGACCAGCGAAGGAGGAGGAA